Molecule: messenger RNA, 417 nt
Organism: Cataglyphis hispanica
Lineage: Eukaryota; Metazoa; Arthropoda; Insecta; Hymenoptera; Formicidae
Exons: 1
Coding region: 1-417 (138 amino acids)
Molecular function (GO): nucleic acid binding
Source: RefSeq, a predicted model, not a curated record
AUGAUCAGUGAGUUCGUAGAAAAGGACCACAGAGACUGGGACGAACAUCUCCCCGCCCUGCAGUUUGCGUACAACACCGCGGUACACGGCGCAACAGGAUACACACCGGCAUAUCUGAACCAUGGGCGAGAGUUAACGCCACCGCACCACACCGCACCCGCAACAACGGGCUCUCCACCGGACACAAUCCGACGGAGACUGGACGAGGCAUACAAGAUAGUGCGCAUCCAACUCGCACGGGCCUUCCAAAGACAGGAAAAAUACUAUAACCUCCGCCGACGAGAGUGGAAGCCAAAAAUCGGCGAAUGGGUGUGGAAGAAGGACCACUCGUUAUCAAAAAAGGCCGACAAAUUUAAUGCAAAACUUGCGCCAAAAUAUAUCGGGCCGCUCGAAGUACGAAAAAUAGUCUCCCAGUAA